Molecule: messenger RNA, 4005 nt
Organism: Aspergillus steynii IBT 23096
Lineage: Eukaryota; Fungi; Ascomycota; Eurotiomycetes; Eurotiales; Aspergillaceae
Product: putative GPI-anchored cell surface glycoprotein
Exons: 4
Coding region: 30-3506 (1158 amino acids)
Source: RefSeq, a predicted model, not a curated record
CCCUCUCCCUCUCCAAUGCCACCACCGUCAUGUCGCUCAAUGGCUUAGACAUUCCCGCCGUCGUCGAUGCCUACCACGUCGCUUUGCAUGAAGCCGGAGGAUGGUUCCUGCUGCGUUACGUCUCCCGGGAUGAAGUCGCCCUGUUCGAACGAGGCACCGGCGGCGUGCCUGACGUCCGCUGCGCCAUUGACGCCUACGAGGAGGUCUCCCCCCUAUACGGCUUUCUCCAAUAUCGUCGUCGCAAGGUCGUACUGAGCUAUCUGCCCGAGGGCCUGUCUCGCCUCGUCCAAGCCCGCACCACCGUCCACUUUCAAUCCGUCCUCGAUAAAUUCUCCCCCCAUGAUACCGUCUUCACCCUGUCGCAAUCCGCCCAACUCACCGAGAGCGCCUUGUCCUCCGCGUGUCUGCUGCAUACUGCCUCAGGUUCUAUCACCUCCUCCUCGAGCUCACUCCGCCGUCGCAGGCUGAUGGAGAUCGCGGAAGACGCAGAAGAACCCUCCGCCGCCCGGGAGCCCGACCCGACGGCUGCUGCCCCCGUCGCCAACGCCCGGCAGCGGUCGUUCAGUCAGUUGUCCGACGCCACCAUCGUGGCCGCUCCGGACGCUCAGAGUCAUCCGCCGCCACCGCCCUCUUUGUCCGCCGUUCCGACCCCCGAACACCCGGCGGCCGACGACGACGACGACAACAACAACAACAACAACGACGACCACGCGCCGCCCGCCGCGUUCGACACUCCCGAUGGCGACCGCGCGCUCUCCCUGAGGAGUUUCCGCGAGGAUCUGGCCCAGCCCCCGCCGCCCUCCGAGUCGCGGAAAUCCUCCCAGUCCGCGCGGCCGUCCUUGCGAGACCUGGAGCGCACCGGCACGUACCCGCAAAAGGUCAAGCGGGGUCCUCGUCCCUCCGUGGACGUGAACGGACGCCCGCGGACGGCCGGCAACCUCUCCCGCGGCAUCGAACAGCAGCGGCCGGUCGCCUCCCUGCCCGCCGGCGUGCGCUCGUCGUCGCUGCGCAAAAACAGCCCGCCCACCGCGCGUCCCCGAUCGCAAGGCAGCACCGCCGUCGCCGCCGCCACGCCCGGCAAAUCCGCUCCUCCCGUGCCUCCGUUGCUCGUGCCGCCGCUGUCGACGUCCGUCUCCCGGCCUCCCUUGUCUCCGGGGGCCAAGUCGUUGAGUGCCCUGUCGUCCUCGGGAACGUCGCAGGAGAAGGAACGCCUCAUGAAGGCACUCCAACUUCGCAAGACGCAAUUGGAAAAGAAGGCGCAGGGAGGAGGAAACGGCAAGACCUCGAAGGCCGUGGACGGCGACAGACCGUCGCCGCAGCCACACCGGCCGGCGGCGAUGAGCCCCCGUGAGAACAAGGAGAAUCUGGAGGAGGACCAGGGCCCCGGUCGGCAGGAGGAAAAGUCGGCCCCGGUCGACGACUCGAGCCGAUCCCUUACCCCUUUGGCGGAACCUCGGCCAGCCCCUAUUAUCGCACAGGAGGUAACAGAGCCAUCCCCCGCGGCGGAUGCGGCCUCCUUAAGACAGACCGAUGCGGAGGCGUCCGCGCCGCCGGAAAUAAAGGAGGUCGUCGUUCCCGGCCAGGCUGACGAGGGUCCGCUCGACGUGCCGGCGUCGACCCUCCCUCCUCCGACCGACAACGACGACGAGGAUGACGGGGGCGAAAUCUCGGCGCAGGAGGCGGCUCCAGAAGCACAGACGCUCGGCCAACCUGAAACCGACGCGGGCGACGCUGAGUCGGCCCUGCCUGCUGCUAAAAGUGGCCCCGACUCGCCUAGCGCCGUCAUCGACGUCCCACCGGAACAGGCCCAAUCCCUGAAGGCUCCAGAAGAAAUUAUUGAGACUCCGUCCCCACCGACCGAAAACCCUGUCAUUUCCGGUGCGCUGGACGACGACGACGCGACAGGGGAACCGUCCGCCUCCCCGAUCCCACCCCCGUCCAUCCCUGAAUCCCCCCCGACCACCGUCAUCGCCGCGGAGGCCUCCGAGCCGCCGCGUGAACUCGCCCCUGAAAUCCCCGUCGCGCAACAAAAGGCCGCCGCCCAUCGAAAGGACAAACGCAAGCCGUUCCUCGAGCCCAUCCAGGUGCCGACCCCCGACUACUCGGAUGACGACAACUUCUCGGAUGAUUCCUUCAUGGAAGAACUGAAGAGCGCCACCGUCGAAGAAGCCAAGCCCAUUUCCGUCGGCAAGUCGCCGCUGUCGCCGGGAUACUCGAACCACCACGCCGGCCACGAUCGGACGAGCCCGGACGCCUGGCGGAAUUCCCGCGCCGUCUCGAACCCCAGCGCCGUCGGCGGCCAGUCCCUCAACAACCCUCUGCACCAGGCCCUGGCCGUCGGCCGAUCGGUGUCCACCCCGUACCCGGAGAUGGACGGCGCCACGAACCCCGUCCUGGUCGCCAAGAAGAUCAACGUGUCGUCCGGCAUCUCGAAGCGCAUCCAGGCCCUGGAGAAGUUCUCCGGCCAUCGCGACGCGCCGUCGCAUUCCGCCCCGAACCUGGCCGCCCCGUCGUCGGCCUCGUCCUCUUUCGAGACCCUUCGCAAGCGCGCCUCCGUGUCCCUGGGCGGCCACUCCGACACGCCCCCCUCCCGUCACGCGUCGUAUUCGCCCGAGCCCUUCUCGCGCGCCGCCAGCCUCCGUCGCCGCGACUCGAGUGCCGGUGCUCCGCGCGCCCCCAGCUCCGUCUCCGUCACCGCGCGCAUCGUGCGCGACGCCGGCGCGACGCCGGGCGAGCCGACGCACGGCACGCCUCCGGACGCGUCGGGCGUCCUGCAUCUCCAGCCCAGCCAGUUGACCGUCGAGCACGAGACCGCCGAUGCCCCCUCGCCUGCGCCGGCGCCGAGCCUGACCCCCCAGUCGACGGCCGGCAAAUCCGACCAGCGCAGCAUGUCGACGUCGUCCGCCGGGUCGGGCCCGCGGUCCGUCUCGCCCACCCUGCACCGUUCGGAGAGCCGGCUGUCCGUUUCCUCGGCGUCCCGCACCGACCGCGGCGACGCGCCGUCGUCGCCCGAGGACCGGCGGGAAUCGCGCACGUCUCGGAUUCUCCGCCGCAUGUCGUCGAUCACGUCGAACUCCCGCAAGGGCUCGGCCGGCGCCUUGAGCCCCGUGGUGAAGGAGGAGCCGCCGAGUGGCCCCGAAGCCACGGAGCUGGAACCUACCGCCGAGGCGGCUCAGGCCGUGGACAUCGGCGAGGUCAACGUGCAGUUCCCGGACACCUUGCUGUGGAAACGACGAUUCAUCCGCAUCGAUGACAAGGGGUUCGUGGUGCUGACGCCGGGCAACAUCGAUUCCAGCAACCGCAACAUGAUCAAACGAUACCACCUGACCGAAUUCCGCACCCCCUGUCUGCCCGACGAGGAUUGUCAGGAGCUCCCCAAUAGCAUCCUGCUGGAGUUCCUGGACGGGAGGACGCUUCAAUGUGCCUGCGAAUCGAGACAGGGACAGGCCUUUGUCCUGCAGACGCUUGUCGGGGCUCACACUGCCCAUCAAUCCUCCGUGGCGUAACCACAGCCUACAUUCUUCACUCUUUUCUCCCGUUUCGAACUACUUUUUAUUUUAUUUUUUUAUUUUUUUAUUGUUCUUCCUCACUCAUUGCCUUUUCCUUCCGACUAAUCCCAUCUUUCUCUUCCCUUCUCUUCCAUUCCCCUCUGUGUUUUCAGCGGUAUACCCCUCUAAAAAAACGGUUUCCUUUGUAUCCCUGUCCUCAUCGCGGCGCCUCUUUCUCUCGGCUCGGCGGGCAUUGCAUUCUUCCCUUCUCUCGAUCUCGCGUCUCCGACUGGAUGUUAGGGUCCGCUCCUUCCGUACGCGCAUUAUUCCAUCCAUUUGCCUUUUCCUUCAGGGUUGUAUUCAUCGGUGGCGUGAUAGACUCGCUUCUACGGCCUAGACUGGAGUCGUUUUGGUGUUGAGGAUUUCCGGCGGGGGCCUCUGUAUCUGGCACUGGAGUCUGUGUUUUGUUGCCUGCGUGCUUGGAACUGUAUAUACGCGAAUCGAUUCAAUUAUUUCC